UCCAUGAUAACUCCAUUGAGGCGCUCUCAUGUCCGCAUGCAUCACCUGCGUUAGUACAGGAAAGUAAACGGGGUUCUUUUUCGGUCGCUCGAUCUCUAAAGUCGCAUGAUUUUGCUGGAUUCAAGUUUUUACUUUUUCUUCAAUGGAGUGUUAUGAUUAGAUUUUUUUGACUAUCGAUCGUCUCCACCGCCACCCUGAAGUUCAUUGUUAUCAUCUUGGCCGCCGGCAUGGUGGCCUUCAUCGGCGCCGUGAUCUGCAUCAUCGCGGCCGUCCACACCGGAACCACCAAGGCGGCACGGCAGCAACCGGCAGCCGACAACCGCUCGCUGUACGUGGCUGGCGCGACGCAGCCCCCCGCUACCAGAGGCUCGGCUGCCAGGGCUGGAACCCUGGGUGCUCUCCACGGUUCUGAAGUGCCCGAAUCCGAGGCACCGACCUUUCACAUCGGACUCGGCGGUCUGGACGGGGUCACUGGACUGACUGGGCACCACCCAGCUGUCAGUCGACUCAUAUGCACCCCAAUUCCCGCAGGGGAGUGCAACCCGCAAAACUUUCAGCAACAAGCGGACGACCCAUUGCUAUACGCGGGAGAGGACUGGGGGUACCUCCGCACCACCGCGGAUGAGCUCCGGCAGACCGUCCUGCAACAGAAGGCGCAAAUACAAACGGACCAGCGGACAAUCAGGGAACUGACAGGAAAACUAUCCGAGUGCGAGAAGGGGGUGAUGAGUCGGGGUGGCGUCGCCGACAGAGGCAGGGGAGCUGUGGGCAUAUGGGGAGGCAAAAGCCCGGCAGAGGGGGCGCACCCGGAGCGGGUCAUGGUGCGGGACAGCCCUGCGUAUGCACCUGACCACGUGCUCACGGUACGGGCUGUGGAUGAGCUCGAGCAGGCCAUCAGUCAACUCAAAGACCGCAUCGAGAGACUGGAGGCAGACAUCAAUUUAUUUCCCCACAACCAGACGGACCUAAACACUUCAGCAGUGGUGGAGGACGGCAGCAAAUCUGGUGGCCCAGAAAGUUUAGUUGGGCACAAAGCUGGUGCAGAAAGACCCUGGAGGAUGGAGGACUUGGAAGGGGCGCUUGAAAGGAAGGUGGAGCUGUUGGAGAAAGAGAGAAAAGCCUUGAGGCUGGAAACAGAAAGACACAGACAGGAAAUGGACCAGGGAAUCAACAAGCUCCACCAGCGACUCUCAGGGCUGGAGGAAGCUCAUUCCUUUCCAGAGGGCUACAGACUGUCUUUCCCGUCCCGUACAAACUACAUGUACGCUACGGUGAAACAGUCCAUCCCGAAGUUACGGGCCUUCACCUUCUGCCUGUGGCUUCGGCCCACAGAAGGAGGCAUCGGAACACCCAUCUCCUAUGCUGUUCCUGAGCAACCCAAUGAAUUAGUGCUGCUCCAAGGCCUGCAUACGCCCACUGAGCUGCUUAUCAAUGACAAGGUGGCACGAUUACCUCUGAAUAUUUCUAGAGGCAACUGGCAGCACAUCUGUGUGAGCUGGAAUCAGAAAGGAGGAGAGUGGCAGGCCUACCAAGGGGGAAAGCUGAGGGGAGAAGGCCAUGGACUGGCAGCUGGUCAUGACGUUAGACCCGGGGGUGUGUUAAUCCUGGGUCAAGAGCAGGAUUCCCUGGGAGGAGGCUUUGAUUCAACUCAAGCUUUAGUUGGGGAGUUGUCCCAGAUGGGUCUUUGGAACCGAGUCCUCUCUGCUGACCAGGUGGCCAGCUUGGCUCGUUGUAGAAUGCUGACCCAGGACAGCGUGGCUCCUUGGAUUGAGCGUGGAGUGGAGGUUUAUGGUGGAGCCACCAAGUACCCCGGGGAGCCUUGUAGUAAACACAGCCGGAUCUCUAAGUGACAGAUGGAGCAUUUGAGGAAAAGGAUGGUGUCAGGGAGAGGGAAAGUUUCAGCUUUUUUAAACAAAAAGUUAGCAUUCCAUCUGGUUCAUAUUGGUACUAGAAAUGGUUUUAAACAAUUCUCUGUGGGACUGACCUGAUGAAUGUUUGAAAAAGCAAUUAGGCUUUGCAGUUUCACUAUAUGGCCAAAAGAUUAGGACACAUACAGGAAGUGAAAAUGGAAGAAAAUACACGGUUGUUCUCCACUUUGCAAAUAAUCUGGGAAGACUUCAAGUUUCUGGUGUGUCUUUAAGGAUAUUGUUAUAAACGUAAGACCAAAAUACAACCUUAAUGACCAGAUUGAAAGAAAGAUUAAUGAAAGAUUGUCCCAAUUGUCUCAAUAAGAGGAAGGAUAAAGAUUUCAGGUGAGUUUAUAAGAGUCUGAGCUCUUGAGCUUCACAAAGUGCAAUCACCAAGUGCAGUCUGUUUCGGAGAACUGCACCAUACAAGAUGUGAGUUGUCAUAUGAGAUAUUUGGAAAAAUAAACAUUUUAUUUCAUGUAGAGUAAGCUGAUGCAAACCAGCAAUCUAAAUGCAACUUGUAAUAUUUUAGUAUUAAUUAACGACAGAGCCGUUUACGUCGUGAUUUGAGAACGAAGAGAUAUUGUUAGUCAAGGUGAGAUGAUGCAAAAUGUUACAAAGAUGGGUAGGACUAUCAAGAAGCUGAUGGCAGCAAGGUGAUGAAAGACAAGGAAAAUAAAACAUUUAUCUCGUAGACUGUGUAAUAUGGAACAUUCCGACCUGCAUGUUAUAUUCAUACCUGUAAUGUCUUGCCUGUGCAAUGUGUCCAUUUUGAGCUUCACAAAUAAGGACAGUGCCUAAUAAUGCUACUCUUUCUUUACAGUAUGACCAGCACACAAAUAUUUCUUCUGUCCUAACCCUAAAAAAAGAAACAUGUCAAUGUGCACACUGAUCAUAGAUGUAUUUGAAUAUUUCCAUUUGUUGAACCAAAACAUAUAUACAAUUUAUCAAUGGCUGAGUGUCAAUAAUUAAUUUUCAGUAAAUUUAUAUUACCUUUGUGAAAAUCAAGUUACUUCCCUGACAAUUGAGAAUUCUCUUUAAAAUUUUGUCCGUGUGUAUAGACCGCUAACAAUCACUAACCAAAAUAUUGAGUAACAUUGCAGACACAGCCUAACAUUCUGACUACUGCACUGAAAAGAAAAAAAAUAAAGAAAAAAACUAAACAUAAAAAAAAAAAAAAAAAAAAAAAAAAAAGUCAUUUGAAGUUACUUAGUUUGAACAUGUACAUCAGUUGCAUAUGAUUAAAAUGACUUUUUAUUUAGGAGAAGAGGGGUAAAUUGUUAUUUUAACACAUUUUAAUCGUGCAACUGAUGUACAUGUUAAAAUUAAGUAAAUUCAAAGGACUCUUUUUUUUCAGUGUGGGUUAGUUUGCUAUGUAGCAUACUUACUUUAACAUUAUGCUGAUAAUUCUAAUAUUAAUCGAAUGUGUAAAAGUGUGAGGGUCAAAUACAGAACAUUACAAGCAACAAUUAGAUUAAACUGUAUUUACAGUCAAAAUGAAUUUGGAUUUAGGCGAUUGGAGACCGAAGAAAAGUAUGUUAAAUAGACAAAUACAUUUCAGCAUUCCACUAGCAUCCAGUUGCUGCCCAAUGAAAAUCAUGUACUGCUUAUCCAAAUUCUGUGUUUUUCGAUUCCAUUCCAACUGUGACAACUUAGUAAUGUGGCGGGAUAGAACUGUCAUCUUCCUACAUUCCAUGCAUGGGGCCUUGUUAAGGUUUAUGUCACCUCUGGUUGAAUCCAAAAUAUUGUCCAAAAACAUACCCAAAAAAAAAAAUCUAACUCAAGUUUUGGGAGAAAUGACGGAGUGACAGUAUAAAUACUUGCUGUCAACUACAGAUAAAAAUAUUAUAAGUAUUUCCCACACCUGUGUUAAAACAUGUUAUGUAUCAUUCUGAUGCAAAAUUAAAACUGUAUUUUGUUCAUGUUCAAGUGAUUUGUCCCUGCAGAACGUUUAUGCGAUACAAAAUUUGAGAAGAGAAAUAUACAUCAAAUCAUCUUGUGCCUAAUAUUGUCUAUAUGGAUGUGUUCCAGUGUGCAAUGUUGACAAGAAUGAUGUUUUUGUGGUUAAUGUACUGCGCUGUAUGUCACGGCUUUUUGGGAAAUUUUAAUAGUGUUAUGGCAUUAAACUGUCCAAGAUUGAUGGUACUGAAAAAUAAACCUGUUAUGUCUUUUAGGGAUGUUUUUUGUUUGCAUUUAUACAAUUGUAUGUCUAAUCUGUUACAUACUGUACAUAAAUACUGAGUAUCUGUCUUGUUGUACUGUGAUGUUUAUUGUCAUUUAUUACAAUUAAA
This is a messenger RNA of Phycodurus eques (leafy seadragon), 4198 nucleotides long. It is a transcript of the gene cbx6b, whose product is annotated as chromobox homolog 6b. Bases 228 to 1850 code for a protein of 540 amino acids. The record is from RefSeq and is a predicted model, not a curated record. The transcript is spliced from 5 exons. NCBI's taxonomy places the organism in Eukaryota, Metazoa, Chordata, Actinopteri, Syngnathiformes, Syngnathidae.